Messenger RNA from Amoebophrya sp. A120, 495 nucleotides. NCBI's taxonomy places the organism in Eukaryota, Dinophyceae, Syndiniales, Amoebophryaceae. The record is from the annotation of a GenBank genome assembly.
GUCAUGUGCGUUUACAUGAAAAUGGCGAGCUUAACUGAAAACAGUCCUCGAAUGUUUGCGAUUAAAAAUUUUGAUGAAUUUAUUCCCCGCCCUGAACAUCCCGCCAUAUUUUGCUGCUGUAUGGAAGCGUCAGGAUCGAAAUCGACAAAGUCGAAAUAAACUGUCAUGCAGAAAAUGCGACACAAAAAGUGACUCUAUUGCAGAGGACGCAAAGGAGGCAGAUUGUAGCCCUGCUAAGGGUCACGAAUUGGGUUGGUGGCUAGCAUGACAGAGGGGAGGGCUUUUGCCCUAAACUGCAUGACAGACUCGCUUCCAGGACGUGGGAAAUUUGUCAUGCGCCGACUACAAACUGUGGGUGUAACGUGCAUCGAUUUUGUGCAUCGCAAGUUUUUCGAUUUUGUCGAUUUCAAUCCUGACACUCCCAUAUGUUGCAGGUACGGAGUAAGCGACCGUGUGAGAAGUUUAAAUUCGUGCGGAAAAAACAUGCCGAUGUAG